CGCCGCGGACACUCCAGUCCGGGAUCAGCGAGCCCGCGACGCGACACCCCGACACCCCCGUCCCCUCCAGCCCGGGCGACCCCUCCCUGGACCGGUCCGCCCUCGCCCUGCGCGGUGCCGGAGCCCCCUGCCCCGAGCGUCCCGCACUCCGGCCUCGGCACUCCCGCGGCCGCCGCCCCCCACCCGGAACAUGGACUCCGACUCCUGCGCCGCCGCCUUCCACCCCGAGGAGUACUCCCCCAGUUGUAAGAGACGGCGCACUGUUGAGGACUUCAACAAGUUCUGCACCUUCGUCUUGGCCUAUGCUGGCUACAUCCCCUAUCCGAAGGAGGAGCUCCCCUUGAGGAGCAGCCCUAGCCCUGCCAACAGUACCGCUGGCACCGUCGACAGUGAUGGCUGGGAUACUGGCUUCUCUGACAUUACGCCCUCAGUGCCCUUGCCGGUGUCGGACCGCUGCUUCAGCCACCUGCAGCCUUCCCUCUUGCAGCGAGCGAAGCCCAGCAACUUCCUGCUGGACAGGAAGAAAACUGACAAGCUGAAGAAGAAGAAGAAGAGGAAGCGAAGAGGCAGCGACGUGGCUGUGAAGGAUGGGUACCGAGCCGGCUUGCUGAAGCUGGAAGCUGCGGACGCAUAUGUGCAGGCCCCCGCGAGUCCCACCAUGCAGGGGCUUCCCCAGGCCUCUGCUGACCCCUGCUCAGGCUGGGACUCUGACACCCCGUCAAGUGGCUCCUGUGCCACUGUGUCACCUGACCAGGUUAAAGAGAUAAAAACUGAAGGCAAACGGACUAUUGUCCGGCAGGGGAAGCAGGUCGUGUUCCGAGAUGAGGACAGCACAGGCAAUGAUGAGGACAUCAUGGUAGACUCAGAUGACGACUCCUGGGAUCUUGUCACCUGUUUCUGCAUGAAGCCCUUUGCUGGCCGUCCCAUGAUAGAGUGUAACGAGUGCCACACCUGGAUCCAUCUGUCCUGUGCAAAGAUCCGCAAGUCCAAUGUUCCGGAAGUGUUUGUCUGCCAAAAGUGCCGGGACUCCAAGUUUGAUAUUCGCCGUUCCAAUCGUUCCCGAAUGGGCUCCCGGAAGCUGUUUCUGGACUGAUUCGGAGCUGGCAAGGAGAUAGGCGGGACUGAAGGGUGUGGGCUCUGUGGCCUCCCUUGGUUGAACACAGAACUCAUAGCUCUGGUGUGGGCAGACCCUGCCACUCAGGUGCCUAAGCAGAGGACUAGCUGUCCAGAUAAAACUGUACAUAGCCAGUGAGCAGAUAAAAUGGUGUCAGAGCUGCUGCCGCUGUGUCCUGCAUUGGAGGCAGGCUGAGACCAAGUCUGCUUCAGCCGAGAGUCUGGGCACACACAGCCUUGUUAGCCAGUUCCCACCAUUGGGAGGGAGCCGGUGCUAGCUGUCAUCCCGUCUCCUCUGUUCAGGAGUGGAGUUGUUCUGUUUCCCUGGCCUGUGUUUAUUCUCCAGUGUUGGUCUUCUAUCACAAGUGUCUAUACAGCAGCCGUCCAAGUUGCCUGCCCCUUUGUGAUCUCUGCCCCUGAUUCAGUUAGGCUAGGGAGCUGCUUCCUUAGAGGCCUGCUGUCUCCAAGAGGAGCCCUUGGUGGUGGGUUUUCACUGUUUGUUUGAAGGGACAGUAUGUAGCCGCUUCUCCACAGAGCGGGGGUUGGGGGUGGAGGUGUCCUGUGUUCAUAACUAAGUUUCUUGUUUUGCACGAUGUAAAAACCAUUUUCUUUUCCGUACAAUACAGCCCAAAGUAUUGGCCAGUGUCUUCCUGGAUGCCCUUUCUCUGCCAUUGGCGGUCCAUGUCCUAGGGUGCCCAGCACUCUCCUCCGCCCGUGUGGAAGCAUUGGCUCUCUGUUGUUCAGCUGUUCAGUAGCAUCCCACGGAUGCAGCUGUCCUUGGGGCCUGUGUGCUAUUCUUUAUAGAAUAGUUAAAAAGAACCCGAGGGCACUCUGCAGUGUCUGGCCUCCUGCUAGGUUCCUGGGGUAAGACAAGGGUUUGCGCUAGUACCAAAACAUCAGCUUGCAACACUGCAGUUUCAAAGGUGUGAACCACAGCCCUGGUCUGGGUGAGGGCUGCCUCAGCACCCGAGAGACACUGGUGGUCCUAGAACUGGAACGGAGAGCCAAGUGGUCAUCGCUCUUCAGUGCUUCCAAAGCCUGUUCUAGCAGUGAUUUCCUAAGAUCGCUUUAGGCGGUACGAGACGGGGAAGUGUCCCUGUGGGCCACCUUGGCAGGGUCACCAGGCUCUCGCUCCAAAGGAGCUCAGACUAUAACUUAGUUAAUCGGAGCUUUUGGGAGGGGGUCAGUAUCUUUCACACUUGUUCAGUUUAAGUAACGAUGUCAGCUUCAUGUUUUUAAAAUCCUGUUGCUCAUAUUAAAGUACAGAGAAACACUCAUUGCUGAAGCUCAGUUGGUUGUGUAGAUCUCGAGGGAGAACUCCAUUACAGAGAAGGAGCUGUUCCAGAAACUCUUGUCCCCAGGCUAUUGUCUGGCUCUGACUGGAGUAAAUACCCAGGACAAGUUGGAGGGAUUUGCCAAAGACCUGCCCCAUGACAGUACUUGUCCAGUGUCUUCACCCUGAGAAUAACCAAAGUUCCAGUAGUUUUUUUUUUUUUAAAGUGCAUUUGAGAAUGUGGUUUUGUUGUGGACCGGUGUAGCUGGCCAUUGUUGUGUGUGCUCAGAGAUUGGACGCCUCUGGGAUAUGUUGACACUCAUCUCUAUUUCUGUUUGCUUGCUUUGUGUUUAAGGGGGUCUUUCCCUGUGGGUGGUGUCGGGGGUUGGACACCUUGGUUUGGGGGUGGAUUGAGCUGGGCAGCUGUAAUCAGCUUCUUUAUGCAAACUGGGCAUGGCCCUUCUAGGGGCUCCUGGUUGGCGGCUAAUGAUGUGAGGGGAGGGAAUGGUUUCACCCCCAAGGUAGACCCCUCCUGUCAGCUUUGGCCAGGCCAGACACAACAUCGUUUACAUGGUUCUGUGUAAUUACAAAGUUUAUGUGUAUAAAGCAAGCUGUUUCUGUGAAACUGUAUAUUUUGUAAAUAAAGAUAUUGCUACUUUGA
Phodopus roborovskii (desert hamster) is the source of this 3047-nucleotide messenger RNA. It is a transcript of the gene Phf13, whose product is annotated as PHD finger protein 13. Lineage: Eukaryota; Metazoa; Chordata; Mammalia; Rodentia; Cricetidae. The record is from RefSeq and is a predicted model, not a curated record. The transcript is spliced from 4 exons. Bases 191 to 1093 code for a protein of 300 amino acids. Gene Ontology annotation, molecular function: chromatin binding. Gene Ontology annotation, biological process: mitotic chromosome condensation.